AACGAGCCUCAAUGGCAGGGUGGUGGUUUUUCACGAGCGAACGACGCCCGCUCGUCGACUUACUGUGUAUGCUGUACGGCCUAAGCUCCUGGCUCGCCAUCACCGGACUGUGGAUGGAACUGCCGCUCCUGGUACACGCCUUGCCUGAAGGUUGGGCUCUGUCCGCCUCGCUCAGCCUGGCCAUUCAGCUGGGAAACGUGGGGCCUCUUCUCUACGGCCUCGGCCGAUACUUCUGGACGCGCGUGUGCACAGGGCCGCGGGCACUGAGCGUGGCGAAUCACGUGCAGCUAUGCAUUGGACUCGCCGCCUGCGUAGUGCUGGUCUGUGGUUGGAAAGUAACUGCUUUUGUGCUGGGCCGAGAGACUAGCCUCGUACUCCUGAUCGCGGCGUUCGCGCUGUCCAUCGUGGAUUGUACUUCGUCAGUGGUGUAUCUGCCCUUUGUUGGUCGUUUCCGAGAGGUGUACAUGACCUCAUACCUGGUGGGAGAGGGCCUCGGAGGCGUCGUGCCCAGCCUUGCGGCAUUGGCUCAGGGACUGGAUGAACCGGAAUGCGUGAACGAAACCGCGACGUACAGGAAUGAAGGUGUGAACGACUCUGCUGACUCGCAAGAGCGCGUAGUUACGGUGCUCCGUGUAGGGGCCACGAACUUCGAGCCCGAGGUUUUCUUUGAUGUGCUGUUGCUGUUGGUGGUGCUCAGUUACGUGGCCUUCGUUUUGCUUGAUAACUUCAAGUCGUUUGAAACUGAAUGGCAGGAAGAAUUCCGGCAGCAGGUAACACGUCACCGUCACGUGAUUUCCGCGACACGAGAAGCGGUGCACCUUAACGCUCUGCCAGUCGGUAAGGAAAAUGAGUGGGAAACGUGGAGGCAAUACCCGGAAGCACCACUUACCCAGAACGAUGCCAAAGUAUUCUUCAAACACAGCAGCUCGACGCAACGCUACUACAUUGUACUGCUCGCGAUACAGACAUGGGCCAGCCUGCUGACCUUCGGUUUCUUGCCGGCCAUACAGUCGUAUUCCUGCCUACCGUACGGACCCCGUGCCCUGCAUCUGUCAGUGACCCUGUGUGGCGUCGCCUACCCUGUGGCCUGCGCACUCGCCAUGUUUGUGGCACUGCGCCGGCUGAGGCAUAUAUGGGCGCAGACGCUGCUAGGUACGCUGGGUGCCAGCUACAUCACACUGACUGCAGCCACCAGCCCCAACUCGCCGUUUGUGGACACCGAUGCUGGCGCAUUCCUGGUGGUUUUCUGCUGGGUAUGCACCUUUCUGCUGCUCAGCUACGCCAAGACCAUGGUCACGCUUAUCCUCACCGGCCACGGCGAGAACGCGCUCUUCUGGGUAGGCGCCUGCACCCAGCUGGGCGCGCUGGUCGGAAGUCUGGUGCCGUACGUUCUUGUCAACCUGGGAGUAUUCGUCGAGCGAGAUCACUGCGCCCUGUACAACUAAAAACGUGGACCCAAA
Rhipicephalus sanguineus (brown dog tick) is the source of this 1460-nucleotide messenger RNA. RefSeq names its product solute carrier family 52, riboflavin transporter, member 3-A. The record is from RefSeq and is a predicted model, not a curated record. The transcript is spliced from 4 exons. Gene Ontology annotation, molecular function: riboflavin transmembrane transporter activity. Gene Ontology annotation, cellular component: plasma membrane. Gene Ontology annotation, biological process: riboflavin transport. NCBI's taxonomy places the organism in Eukaryota, Metazoa, Arthropoda, Arachnida, Ixodida, Ixodidae. Bases 12 to 1445 code for a protein of 477 amino acids.